Scomber japonicus (chub mackerel) is the source of this 1993-nucleotide messenger RNA. RefSeq names its product glucose-6-phosphatase catalytic subunit 1a, tandem duplicate 1 (gene g6pc1a.1). The coding region runs from base 22 to 1080 and encodes 352 amino acids. Gene Ontology annotation, molecular function: glucose-6-phosphatase activity. Gene Ontology annotation, cellular component: membrane. The record is from RefSeq and is a predicted model, not a curated record. Gene Ontology annotation, biological process: glucose 6-phosphate metabolic process; gluconeogenesis. The transcript is spliced from 5 exons. NCBI's taxonomy places the organism in Eukaryota, Metazoa, Chordata, Actinopteri, Scombriformes, Scombridae.
UUCAGUGCAUCAGGAUCUAUCAUGGAUCUUCUCCACAGCUGGGGGGUUGAGCUGGCCGUCCAUCUGCAGACCAAAUACAGCAAGUAUGAGAGCUUGUUUAGCCUUGCGUCCACAGUGGCCGAUCUGCACACCACUUUCUUCUGUUGGUUCCCAAUCUGGUUCCACCUGCGGAGGGACACGGGGCUCAGGCUCAUCUGGGUGGCCGUCAUCGGAGACUGGCUCAACCUGGUCCUGAAAUGGGUUCUUUUUGGGGAAAGACCGUAUUGGUGGGUUCAUGAGACCCGUUUUUAUGGAGCAGAACUGGCCCCUUCUCUGAAGCAGUUCCCCAUCACAUGUGAGACUGGACCAGGAAGUCCUUCAGGUCACGCUAUGGGUGCAGCAGGGGUCUGGUAUGUGAUGGUAACAGCAUUACUUGCUGUUGCGACGGAGAAAAAAUGUCCUCCGUUACUACACAAAUUCUUGCAAAUAAAUUUGUGGACGCUAAUGAGCCUGGUAGAGCUGGUGGUCUGCAUGUCGAGGGUCUACAUGGCUGCACACUUCCCACACCAAGUUAUUGUUGGAGUUAUCACAGGUGUAUUAGUAGCUGAGGCUGUCUCCAGGAUGAAUUGCAUCUACAGUGCCAGCAUGAAGAAAUACUUCUUCAUUACUCUCUUCUUGACCUCCUUCGCUGUGGGCUUCUACCUCCUGCUCAAGGCUCUGGGCGUUGACCUGCUGUGGACCAUGGAGAAAGCCCAGAAGUGGUGCAUCAGAGCUGAGUGGGUCCACAUGGACACAACUCCUUUUGCCAGCCUCCUGCGUAACAUGGGCACCCUGUUCGGCUUGGGCCUGGGUCUGCACUCCCCCCUCUACAACAGCAUCAAGAAGAAGAACACAAGUGCCACUUUCAAGAUGGGAUGUAUUAUAGUCUCCUUAUUGUUGCUGCAGCUGUUGGAUGGAUGGACAUUUUCCUCUGAAAACCAAAUGACUUUCUAUUGCCUGUCUUUCUUUAAAAGUGUGGUUGCUCUUUUAAUUCCCACCACCCUGGUGCCUUGGGCUCUCUGCUGGAUUUGCAAGGAAAAGAGAGAAGACAAGAACUUGUGAUUUAGGACCAACUUCUUGUUAAGGGUUGAUCAUCAGUUCAAUUUUUCUGUAUAUAUUUUAUGAUUAUUUUCUGCCACAUUUAAGACACUAUUAUUGUGUUUGCCUGGAGAUUAAUUCCAUGAAAAGUUCCUGCAAAAGUUUGACAUUUUGGAAAAUAAACGUUGCUUUCUUGGUGAGAGUUAGAUGAGAAGAUAGAUACUAUUCUUAUGCAUUAAGUAUAAAAGCUCCAGCCAACAGCUGUUUAUCUUAGCUUAGCAUAAACACUGGAAACAGCUUGGGCCAAAAUCAGCAGGCAACAAAAUAGGCCAACCAGCACCUCUAAAGCUCUCUUAUUAACAUGUUAUAUUUUGUCUGUUUAAUCUUUAAUUGUAAAAAUUACAGUUUAAGCUGUGAAGAGUUUUUCCUGUAAAACCACAAAUUCACUUCUGUUUUUGUUAAUUAGUGAGCUUUAAGGUGGUAGUCGGUUUAGUUUGUUAGCCUUGGGACAAAGCCAGGCUCAUACUUAAUACCCAAACAUGAAAGUGGUAUUGAUCUUCUCAUGAAAGUGAAGUGCGUAUUUAGCAAUAUCAAACAAUCUCUUUAAAAAGAAAUGUUACUGUUUUUUUUAACUGUUAAAACCUGUUAGAUAAAAUCACUGGUCUUAUAACCCCUCUAAAUAUCCAAUUAUGGUUGUUAAUUUUUGUCUGCGUUCAAAUAUUUGUUUAGGAUGACCUUUUUCUACCUUUCUCUACUUUGCUGAUUCAGUGUCAACAUGAGAAUGCACAUGUAAAUGAAUAUUUUUUUAUAAAAAAUGUAGGCAGCACUUCAGGGAACAAAAGUGCUUUUUCAGCUCAACGCUGAAUAAAUGAUGGAAGGAAAAUAGCUGUUUGCAGUUUGAAUAAAACAGUUUUUAUAACCAUCUUCUUUCUUUAAA